This is a messenger RNA of Linderina pennispora, 2787 nucleotides long. RefSeq lists its product as uncharacterized. NCBI's taxonomy places the organism in Eukaryota, Fungi, Kickxellomycota, Kickxellomycetes, Kickxellales, Kickxellaceae. The record is from RefSeq and is a predicted model, not a curated record. The transcript has 2 exons. Bases 213 to 2612 code for a protein of 799 amino acids.
CUGAGGCACCGGCUGCUGAGGAGGCAACCGCUGAGGGUCAAAUUGCUGAGGAGUGUGUCGCUAGGGAACCAGUCGCCGAGGAAUCAUCUCUUGAAGGGCCAGCUGUGGAGGAGCCCGCCGCUAAAGAACCAAUCGCUGAGGAACCAGCUGCGGAAGCUUCAGUCGCUGAGGAGCCUGUCGCUGAGGCGCCUAUUGCUGGAGAUUCACUCGCCAUGGAUGCAGCUGCGGAGGUGUCAGCCGUUGAGGAACUAGUCGCUGAGGAGCCUGCCGCUGAGGAUCUAACAGCUGAGGCAUCAGUCACUGAGGAGCCUAUUGCCGAGGAUCCAGCUGCUGAGGUACCUAUUGCUGAGGAGCCUGCCGCUGAGGAUUCAGUCACUGAGGAACCAGCUGCCGAGGCAUCGGCCACUGAAGAUCCUGUCGCUGCGGAGCCAGUUGCGGAGGUGUCAGCCGUUGAGGAGUCUGUCACGGAGGUGCCAGUCACCGAGGACUCAGUCGUCGAUGCACCCGUCGCUGAGGAACCAGCCGGUGAGGAGCCUGCCGCUGAGGAUUCGGUUGCAGAGGCGCCUGUCGUUGAGGUGCCAGCCGUUGAGGUGCCAGCUGCUGAGGAGCCGGCUACUAAGCCUCUUGUCACUGAGAUGCCAGCCGUCGAGGAACCAGUUGUGGAGGACCCAGCCGUCGAGGAGCCUGUCGCUGAGGAUUCAGUCGUUGUGGAUUCAGUCGUUGUGGAUCCUGUCGCUGAGACACCGGUUGCUAAGGUACCUACUGCUGAGGAGUCUGCUGCUGAGGCUCCUGUCGCUGAGGAGUCAGCCGUCGAGGAACCAAUCGCUCGGACACCUGUUGCUGAAGAGCCAGCCACUGAGGAGCCUGUCGCUGAGGAGCCCGUCGUUGAGGAUGCAGUUGGCGAAGUGUCAACCGCAGAGGAUCCAGUCAUUGAGGUGCCAGUUGCUGAGGAAUCUGCUGCUGAGGAACCCAUCGCUGAGGAUCCAGUCGCUGAGGAGCCUGUUGCGGAGGAGCCUGUUGCGGAGGUGUCAGCCCUUGAGGAUUCAGUCGUUGAGGCACCUGUUGUGGAAUCGCCAGUGGCUGAGGAACCAGCUGCUGAGGAGCCUGUUGCUGAGGAGCUAGCAGUUAAGGCGCCAGCUGCUGAAGUAUCAACUGCUGAGGAACCUGCCGCUGAGGAUUCGGUUGCAGAUGUGCCUACCAUUGGGGAGCCAGCCGUUGAGGUGCCAGUUGCUGAGGAGUCGGUUGCCGAAGAAUCGGUAGCUGAGGAAUCGGCUGCUGAGGCUCUUGUUGCUGAGAAGUCAGCUGUCGAGGAAGCAGCUGCGGAAGCUUCAGUCGCUGAGGUGCCUGCCGCUGAGGUGCCUAUUGCUGAAGAUUCAGUCGCUAGAGAUCCAGUUGCGGAGGUGUCAGCCGUUGAGGAACUAGUCACUGAGGAGCCUGCCGCUGAGAACCUAGCAGCUGAGGCACCAGUCACUGAGGAGCCUGUUGCCGAGGAUCCAGCUGCUGAAGUAUCAACUGCUGAGACACCGGUUGCUGAGGCGCAUGUCACUGAGGAGCCCGUCGUUGAGGAGCCUGUCGCUGAGGCACGGGUUGCUGAGGAUUCAGUCACUGAGGCGCCUGUCGCCGAGGAUUCAGUCGCUAAAGAUCAAGUCGAUAAGGAUCAAGUCGCUGAGGAGUCAGCUGCUGAGGCACCGACUGCUGAGGAGCUUGUCGGUGAGGAGUCUGUUACGGAGGUGCCAGUCACCGAAGAUUCAGUCAUCGAUGCACCUUUCGCUGAGGAACCAGCCGGUGAGGAUCCUGUCGUUGGAGAGCCAGUUGCUGAGGAGUCGGCUACUGAAGCUCUUGUCACUGAGAUGCCAGCCGUCGAGGAACCAGUUGCGGAGGAGCCUGUCGCCAAGGAUCUAGUCACCGAGGAAUUGGCUGCUGAGGAGCCACCGUCGAGGAACCAGUUGUGGAGGACCCAGCCGUCGAGGAGCCUGUCGCUGAGGAUUCAGUCGUUGUGGAUUCAGUCAUUGUGGAUCCUGUCGCUGAGACACCGGUUGCUAAGGUACCUACUGCUGAGGAGUCAGCCGUCGAGGAACCAAUCGCUCAGACACCUGUUGCUGAAGAGCCAGCCACUGAGGAGCCUGCUGCUGAGGAGCCUGCUGCUGAAGAUCUUGUUGCGGAGGAUCCAGUCGCUGAGGCACCAGUUGCUGAGGCACCAGUUGUUGAAGAGCCUGUCGUUGAGGAGUCAGCCGUUGCGGAGCCUGUUGCGGAGGAUCCAGUUGCGGAGGAGCCUGCCGCUGAGGCUCCUGUCGCUGAGGAACCAGCUGCUGAGGAGCCUGUCGUUGGGGAGCCUGUCGUUGUGGAGCCUGUCGCUGAGGAUUCAGUCACUAAGGUGCCUGUUGCUGAAGCACUGGCCACUGAGGUGCCUGUCGCCGAGGAUUCAGUCGCUAAAGAUCAAGUCGAUAAGGAUCAAGUCGCUGAGGAGUCAGCUGCUGAGGCACCGACUGCUGAGGAGCCUGUCGCUGAAGAGUCUGUUACGGAGGUGCCAGUCACCAAGGAUUCAGUCGUUGAGGAUUCAGUCGUUGAGGAUUCAGUCAUCGAGGAUUCGGUCGCUGAGGCGCCUGUUGUGAAGGAGCCUGUCGCUAAGGAUCCAAUCACCGAGGAAUCGGCUGCUGAGGAGCCAGUCGUAGAAGAGCCUGUCGUUGAGGGUCCAGUUGCUAAGGAGGCGUCUGCUGAGGCACCAGUUUCUGAGGAUCCAGUCGCCGAGGAGCCUGUUCCUGCGGAGCAAAUUGCGGAGGCACCAGU